AUGACUGGAUGGCCGACAAGCAAGCGCCAUAUUGAUCCAGAACUGGGCAGAUAUAGGACAUAUCAAGAUGAGAUCACAGUGAUCGAUGGAAUCGCGUACCGAGGGCAACGCAUCAUAGUGCCUUCAAAAUUACGCCAUGAAAUGCUGCAGAUCAUCCAUGAGUCCCACCUAGGGAUGGUGAAAUGUAAACGCCGUGCUCGGGAUCUGCUGUAUUGGCCGAGCAUGAAUGAUGAUAUUGAGCAGAUGAUCACUCGUUGCAAAGUGUGCUUAGAAAACCGCAGAGCAAACUGUAAAGAGCCAUUGAUACCACACGGAGUACCACGAUCGCCGUGGGCAGAAGUAGGUGCGGACCUAUUUCAUUUCCGUCAGCGAGACUACUUAAUCUGUGUCGAUUACUAUUCGAAGUAUCCGGAAAUAGUACUGCUUGACAACGAGAAGAGUAGAGCGACAAUCAAUGCAUUCAAAUCUAUAUUUGCACGUCACGGGAUACCAGACACCGUCUUCAGCGACAAUGGACCGCAGUUUUCUAGCAAAGAGUUCCGAGACUAUGCGAAGGACUGGGGUUUUGUACACGACACGUCAAGCCCGCGUUAUCCACAGUCGAAUGGACAAGCAGAGCGCUAUGUACAAACCGUAAAAAACAUGCUGAAGAAAGCAGAAGCAGCUGGUGGUGAUAUAUAUCUGGCCUUGAUGGCAUAUCGCGAUACACCACUAGAGGGUGUUGACAAAAGCCCGUCGCAGUUGCUCAUGGGCCGCAGGCUGAAAACGAGGUUGCCAGUAACCAAAUCAGUCCUGAAACCAUCAGUGGACUGGUCUGGUGAAGACCAUGCACGUCUGAGGGCUCGGCAAAAAGUGUACAAGAAACACUACGACAGAACAACCAAGCCGUUGACUCUACUAACACCAGGAGAAGUCGUUAGGUACAGGAAAGCAGAGAGGACGCCAUGGGAACCUGCAAAGGUGAAUAAUGUCUACGACGCACAAAACCGUUCGUACAUCCUAGACGUCAACGGGAAACAGCUGCGCAGGAAUCGUAGAGACAUUAUUCAGACUGGAGAACGGACAGUGCCUGAACCAGUUCAUGAAAUUGAGGAAGAGAUGCAAAACACGGUGGAAGAUCAGAGUCCUCAGCGAGUGGCUAGUUCUGAGACAAACCGAGUUAGUGCUAGUGGUGAGGCAAAACAGCAGGUUAGGCGUUCGGGUAGAAUCACCAGGAGACCUGCCUAUCUUCGUGACUAUGAAUAG
Messenger RNA from Priapulus caudatus, 1245 nucleotides. RefSeq lists its product as uncharacterized. Gene Ontology annotation, biological process: DNA integration. The transcript has a single exon. The record is from RefSeq and is a predicted model, not a curated record. NCBI's taxonomy places the organism in Eukaryota, Metazoa, Priapulida, Priapulimorpha, Priapulimorphida, Priapulidae. Gene Ontology annotation, molecular function: nucleic acid binding. Bases 1 to 1245 code for a protein of 414 amino acids.